Molecule: messenger RNA, 11833 nt
Organism: Ceratotherium simum simum (southern white rhinoceros)
Lineage: Eukaryota; Metazoa; Chordata; Mammalia; Perissodactyla; Rhinocerotidae
Source: RefSeq, a predicted model, not a curated record
AUGGGUGUUGGCCGGAGAAAGCUGGCCCCACUCUGGGUGCUGGCUCUCGCCCUGGCCUGCGCCCAGCACACAGGCCAGGCCCACGAUGGCUCUGCGGAACCCGGCUAUGAGUACCUGGACCUCCCUUCAGUCCACCAGGGGCCUGGCGGGGACCCACUUCGUGGGGUGACCAUCCUCUCGUCUCUGAGGACCACCCCUGUGAUGCGAGCCGCGAACCCGGCGCACAACGGGCGGGUGUGCAGCACCUGGGGCGACUUCCACUACAAGACCUUCGACGGUGACGUCUUCCGCUUCCCCGGCCUCUGCAACUACGUCUUCUCCGCGCACUGCAGCGCCGCCUACGAGGACUUCAAUGUCCAGCUCCGCCGUGGCCGGGCGUCCAACGCCACCAUGCUGAACAGGGUCGUCAUGAAGCUCGACGGCAUGGUCGUUGAGCUGACCAACAGCUCGGUCCUGGUCAACGGUCGCCUAAUUCAGCUGCCCUUCAGCCAGUCCGGGGUCCUCAUCGAGCAUAGCAGCAGCUACGUGAAGGUGGUGGCCAGGCUGGGUCUGGUCUUCAUGUGGAACCAGGACGACAGCCUCCUGCUGGAGCUGGAUGCCAAAUACGCCAACCAGACCUGCGGGCUCUGUGGAGACUUCAACGGAGUCCCCGUUUUCAACGAGUUCUUCUCCCACAACGUCAAGCUGACCCCCAUGGAGUUUGGGAAUCUGCAGAAGUUGGAUGGCCCCACGGAGCAGUGUCAGGACCCCAUCCCCGUGUCCCUAGUGAACUGCUCGACUGGCUUGGGCCUCUGUGAGGAAAUCCUGAGCAGCAGGCCGUUCUCGGGCUGUAACGCACUGGUGGACGCCAGCAGCUACGUGGAGGCCUGCCAUCAGGACCUCUGCCUCUGCGAGCAAGACAACCUGACCAGCUGCAUCUGCCACACGCUCGCCGAGUACUCCCGCCAGUGCGCGCACGCCGGGGGGCUGCCCCAGGACUGGAGGGGCCCUGACCUCUGCCCGCUGACGUGCCCCCUCAACAUGCGGUACCACGAGUGCGGCUCGCCGUGCUCCGACACCUGCUCCAACCGCGAGCACUCACAGCUCUGUGAGGACCACUGCGUUGCCGGCUGCUUCUGCCCCGAGGGGAUGGUGCUCGAUGACAUUGGCCAGACUGGCUGCAUCCCCGAGUCCCACUGCUCCUGUGUGUACAACGGGGCCACCUACGCGCCAGGGGCCACUUACUCCACAGACUGCACCAACUGCACCUGCUCAGGAGGCCAGUGGAGCUGCCAGGAGGUGCCGUGCCCGGGCACGUGCUCUGUGCUGGGCGGCACCCACUUCUCCACGUUCGACGAGAGGCUGUACACGGUGCACGGGGACUGCACCUAUGUGCUGGCCAAGCCCUGUAACAGCAGCGCCUUCACCGUGCUGGCCGACCUGCGCAAGUGUGGGCUGACGGACAGCGAGACCUGCCUGAAGAGCCUGACGCUGAGCCUGGGUGGGGGGCAUACGGUCAUCGUGAUCAAGGCCAGCGGGGAGGUGUUUGUGAAUCAGAUCUACACCCAGCUGCCCGUCUCUGCAGCCAACAUCACACUCUUCAGACCCUCAACCUUCUUCAUCAUCGCCCAGACCAACCUGGACCUGCAGCUGGACGUGCAGCUGGUGCCCACCAUGCAGGUGUUCGUGAGGCUGGCGCCCGCGCUCCAGGGGCUGACCUGCGGCCUGUGCGGGAACUUCAACCAGAACCAGGCCGAUGACUUCCGGACCCUCAGCGGCGUGGUGGAGGGCACGGCCGCCGCCUUCGUCAACACCUGGAAGACCCAGGCCGCCUGCCCCAACGUCAAGAACAGCUUCGAGGACCCCUGCUCCCUCAGCGUGGAGAACGAGAAGUACGCUCAGCACUGGUGCUCCCGGCUGACGGACCCCCACGGCUCCUUCUCUGGGUGCCACAGCGCCGUGAGCCCCAGCACCUACUACGCGAACUGCAUGUUCGACACGUGUAACUGCGAGAAGAGCGAGGCCUGCAUGUGCGCGGCUCUGUCCUCCUACGUGCGGGCCUGCGCAGCCAAGGGCGUGCUGCUCAGUGACUGGAGGGACGGCGUCUGCGCGAAGCCCACAACCACCUGCCCCAAGUCGAUGACCUACCAGUACAACAUCAGCACCUGCCAGCCCACCUGCCGUGCCCGGAGUGAAGAGGACGUCACCUGUGGCAUCAGCUUCGUCACCGUGGACGGCUGCGCCUGCCCCCAUGACACCUUCCUGGACGACACGGGCAAGUGUGUGCCGGCCACCAGCUGUCCCUGCUACCUCGGAGGCUCCGUGGUCCCCAACGGGGAGUCUCUCCACGAGAGCGGGGCCAUCUGCACCUGCACCCAGGGCAGGCUGACCUGCAUUGGAGGCCACGUCCCCACCUCAGUCUGUGCAUCGCCCAUGGUCUACUUCGACUGCCGCAACGCCACAGCCGGGGCCAGCGGUGCCGGCUGUCAGAAGAGCUGCCACACACUGGACAUGGACUGUUAUAGCUCCCAGUGUGUGUCUGGCUGCGUGUGUCCCCACGGGCUGGUGGCUGACGGCCAAGGCGGCUGCAUUGCUGCGGCCGACUGCCCCUGCGUGCAUAACGAUGCCAGCUACCAGGCCGGCGAGACCAUCCGGGUGGGCUGCAACACCUGCACCUGUAAGAACAGAGUGUGGCAGUGCACGGAUGAGCCCUGCCUGGCCACCUGCGCCGUGUACGGAGAUGGCCACUACCUCACCUUCGAUGGGCAGCGCUACAGCUUCAGCGGGGACUGCGAGUACACGCUGGUUCAGGACCACUGCAGCCGAAACAGCAGCACCCAGGAAGCCUUCCGUGUCGUCACUGAGAACGUCCCUUGCGGCACCACAGGGACCACCUGCUCCAAGGCCAUCAAGAUCUUCCUGGGGAGCUACGAGCUGAAGCUGAGUGAUGGGAAAGCGGAGGUGAUCAGGAAGGGCGCGGGGCAGGAGGUGCCCUACUCCAUCCGCCAGAUGGGCAUCUACCUGGUGGUGGACACCGACGUCGGCCUGCUGCUGCUGUGGGACAUGAAGACCAGCAUCUUCAUCAGGCUUAGCCCCGAGUUCAAGGGGAGGGUCUGCGGGCUGUGCGGGAACUUCGACGACAACGCCGUCAACGACUUCACCACACGGAGCCAGUCCGUAGUGGGCAACGCACUGGAGUUUGGCAACAGCUGGAAGUUCUCCCCGUCCUGCCCGGAUGCCUCGGCCCCCAAGGACCCCUGCACUGCCAACCCAUACCGCAAGUCCUGGGCCCAGAAGCAGUGCAGCAUCAUCAACAGCGCCACCUUUGCCGCCUGCCAUGCCCACGUGGAGCCCGCCAAGUACUACGAGGCCUGUGUGAGCGACGCGUGCGCCUGUGACUCGGGGGGCGACUGCGAGUGCUUCUGCACGGCCGUGGCCGCCUACGCCCAGGCCUGCCACGAGGUGGGCGUGUGCGUGUCCUGGCGGACGCCCAGCAUCUGCCCCCUGUUCUGCGACUACUACAACCCUGAGGGCCUGUGCGAGUGGCACUACCUGCCCUGCGGGGCGCCCUGCCUGAGGACCUGCCAGAACCCCCGUGGCCAGUGCCUGCACGACGUGAGCGGCCUGGAAGGUUGCUACCCUAAGUGCCCAGCAGAGGCCCCCCUCUUCGAUGAGGACCAGAUGCGGUGUGUGGCCACAUGCCCGCAGUUGCCCUGCCACGUCCAGGGCAAGUCGUACCGGCCAGGCGCGGUGGUGCCCUUGGAUGAGAACUGCCAGUCCUGUGUUUGCACCGAGAGCGGCGUCCAGUGCACCUACGAUGCCGAGGCCUGUGUCUGCACCUACGACGGGCGGCGCUUCCGCCUGGGGGAUGUCAUCUACCACACGACGGACGGCACAGGGGGGUGCAUCUCUGCCCGCUGCGGGGCCAAUGGCACCAUCGACCGGAGGGUCUACACCUGCAGUUCCACCACCCCCGCCCCCCAAACCACCUUCUCCUUUUCCACAUCCCCGCUUGUUGUGAGCUCAACACGCCCACCGGGGACGCACCCCAGCCCCACCGAGAGCACUCUGAGCAGUGCCCCACCCACCACGGUGGGCACAUCCGCUAGGCCCACGCCCUCGACGGCUUCCGCCUCACCCCUCCCAGACUGUGAGGACUGCCAGUGGUCUCAAUGGAUGGAGGUCAGCCGUCUGGGACGUGGCAAUGACAGUGGUGACUUUGACCCACUGGAGAAGCUCCGUGCCCACGGGUACCAGGUUUGCCAGGCGCCGAGGGCAGUGCAGUGCCGAGCCGAGGCCGCCCCUGAGGUGCCGCUCCAAGUCCUGGGGCAGCGUGUGGAGUGCAGCCCAGUGGUGGGGCUGACCUGUCACAACAGGGACCAAGCUUCAGGGCUCUGUGACAACUACCAGAUCAGAAUCCUGUGUUGCUCCCCGCUGGCCUGCCCCACCUCUGGUGGUCCAGCCCAGACCACCCCUCCUGCAACCUCCAGGACAACUGAAACUGGGCCCACACCAGGGACCAGCAGGGUCACCUCUGUGCCGACAGGAAGCACAGCUUCCCCAGCCUUUGUCAGUACAGCUGGCCCAACCACUCUCUCUAUAACUAGCAAAACACCUUACCCCUACACCUGCCCCAGUUACCUCUACAACAGCCCCACCUACCCCUACUUCUGCCCCAGGUACCUCUACACCUGCCCCAGGUACCUCUACCACAGCCCCACGUACCCCUACACCUGCCCCAGUUACCACUACAACAGCCCCAGGUACCCCUACACCUGCCCCACGUAUCUCUACAACAGCCCCAGGUACCUCUACACCUGCCCCAGGUACCUCUACAACAACACCAGGUACCCCUACGCCUGGCCCACAUACCUCUACAACAGCCCCAGGUACCCUUACACCUGCCCCAGGUACCUCUACAACAGCUCCACGUACCUCUACAAGAGCCCCAGCUCCGUGUCGACCAAAGCCCUGGGCUCCUCGGAGGUGCCAGGUAAGCCCACCUCACCUGAGCCCACCAACAUCUGUUUACAACAGUCAUGCAACUGGACUCAGUGGAUCGAUGGCAGCUACCCCGGGCCUGGGAGGAACAGUGGCGAUUUUGACACUCUUCAAAAUUUGAGAUCAAAAGGAUACAAAUUCUGUGAAAAGCCCAGCAAUGUGCAGUGCAGGGCAGAGAGCUUCCCGGACAUCCCGCUGGAGGAGCUGGGGCAGGACGUGAUCUGUAACACAGAAGUGGGGCUGCUGUGUCUGAACAAGGACCAGCUGCCCCCGAUCUGCUACAACUAUGAAAUCCGGAUCGAGUGCUGUGAGACAGUGGACGUGUGCAGAGGAAGGACGACCCCCCCGGCGACACCAGAGACCACACACUCGACCCCACACUCAACCGGGGCCACAACCCAAGGCUCCGGGACCACAGCAAUCCCCUCCAUCUCCACAAAACACACCAGGGCCAGCUCAGCACCGGGGCUGCCAACAACAGAGGUCGCAGCCAGCACACCCACGGUCACCACACCAGAAACCACCGCGUGCAGGCCACAGUGCAAGUGGACCAAGUGGUUCGACGUGGAACUCCCGUCCCCCGGGCCCCAGGGUGGAGAGAAUGAAACCUACAGCAAUAUCCUCAGAAGUGGAGAGAGAAUCUGCCACCGGCCCGAGUACAUCACCCACCUGGAGUGCCGCGCCGAGAGCCGACCUGAAGUCAGCAUCGACCAGCUGGGCCAGGUGGUGCAGUGUGACCCCGACGUGGGCCUGGUGUGCCGGAACCAGGACCAGGAGGGCCUGGACGGGGUGUGCCUCAACUACGAGAUCCGUGUGCUGUGCUGUGAGCCCCGAGAAGACUGCACAACCCAGACACCUGUCACACAUCCCAGCACCUCAAGUGUGAGCAUUCAUAGCCACGAGACCACCUCCCACGUGGCCACGUCCAGGGCAACCACUCUGCCAGAAACCAGCCCGACCUCUGUGCAGGAAACCAGCAAAACCUCUGUGCCGAGAAUGAGCACAACCACGGUGCCAGGAACCAGCCUCACCUCUGUGCCAGGAACCAGCCUGACCUCUGUGCACGAAACCAGCAGAACCUCUGUGCCAAGACUGAGCACAACCACAGUGCCUGGAACCAGCCCAACAUCAGGGGCAAAAACCAGCAGGACCUCUAUAACCCACAGCCCACCCAUGACCAACAAAUGCCGCCCAAGGUGCAACUGGACCAAGUGGUUUGAUGUGGAACUCCCAUCCCCUGGGCCCCAGGGUGGAGAGAAUGAAACCUAUAGCAAUAUCCUCAGAAGUGGAGAGAGACUCUGCCACCGGCCUGAGUACAUCACCCACCUGGAGUGCCGCGCCGAGAGCCGCCCUGAGGUCAGCAUCGACCAGCUGGGCCAAGUGGUGCAGUGUGACCCUGACGUGGGCCUGGUGUGCCGGAACCAGGACCAGGAGGGCCCGGACAGGGAGUGCCUCAACUACGAGAUCCGUGUGCUGUGCUGUGAGCCCCGAGAAGACUGCACGACCCAGACACCUGUCACACAUCCCAGCACCUCGAGCGUGAGCAUCCACAGCCAUGAGACCACCUCCCACGUGGCCAUGUCCAGGACAACCACUCUUCCAGAAACCAGCCCGACCUCUGUGCAAGGAACCAGCCCAACAUCUGAGGAGACAACCAAGACCACUUCUGUUCCAGGUACCAGCCCGACCUCUGUGCAGGAAACCAGCAGGACCUCUGUGCCAAGACUGAGAACAACUACGGGGCCUGGAACAACCCCAACCUCUAACCAGCCCGACCUCUUCGCCUGGAACCAGCAGGACCUCUGUGCCAGGGACCAGCCUGACUUCGGAAACCAGCAGGACCUCUGUGCCGAGACUGAGCACAACCAUGGUGCCAGGAACCAGCCCAACCUCUGUGCCAGGAACGAGCCUAACCUCUGUGCACGAAACAAGCAGAACCUCUGUGCCGAGACUGAGCUCAACCAUGGGGAAACCAGCUCAACUGCUGUGCACAGACCCGGCACAACCUCAGCUCCUAUAAUCAGCACCACUUCGGUUCCUGCCCCUGAGAUAACCCACAGCCCACCCGUGACCAACAAAUGCCGCCCAAGGUGCAACUGGACCAAGUGGUUCGAUGUGGAACUCCCGUCCCCCGGGCCCCAGGGUGGAGAGAAUGAAACCUACAGCAAUAUCCUCAGAAGUGGAGAGAGAAUCUGCCACCGGCCUGAGUACAUCACCCACCUGGAGUGCCGCGCCGAGAGCCGCCCUGAGGUCAGCAUCGACCAGCUGGGCCAGGUGGUGAAGUGCGACCCCGACGUGGGCCUGGUGUGCCGGAACCAGGACCAGGAGGGCCAGGACAGGGCGUGCCUCAACUAUGAGAUCCGUGUGCUGUGCUGUGAGCCCCGAGAAGACUGCACAACCCAGACACCUGUCACACAUCCCAGCACCUCGAGCGUGAGCACCCGCAGCCACAAGACCACCUCCCACGUGGCCACAUUCAGGACAACCACUCUUCCAGAAACCAGCCCGACCUCUGUAACCUCUAUGCCUGCCACCAGCCCAACCUCUGUGCAGGAAACCAGCAGGACCUCUGUCCCGAGACUGAGCACGACCACAGUGCCAGGAACCAGCCCAACCUCUGUGCCGGGAACGAGCCUAACCUCUGUGCACGAAACCAGCAGAACCUCUGUGCCAGGAACCAGCCCCAUCUCUGUGCCAAGCACCAGCCCAACAUCUGAGGAGAGAACCAGGACCACCUCUGUGCCACGCACCAGCACAACCUCUGUGCAGGAAACCAGCAGAACCUCUAACAACCCCAACCUCUGUGCAGGAAACCAGCAGAACCUCUGUGCCAAGACUGAGCACAACCACUCUGCCUGGAACCAGCCCAAUCUCUGUGCCCAGGACCAGCAGGACCCUUGUGCCAAGAACAAGCCCAACCUCUGUGCUGGAAACCAGCAGAACCUCUGUGCCAAGACUGAGCACAACUACUUGGCCUGGAACCAGUGCAACCUCUGUGCCGGAAACCCACAGAACCUCUGUGCCGAGACUGAGAACAACCAUGGAAACCAGCAGAACCUCUGUGCCAAGACUGAGCACAACCACUCGGCCUGUAACCAGCCCAACCUCUGUCCCAGGAACAAGGCCGACCACUGUGCACGAAGCCAGCAGGACCUCUGUGCCGAGACUGAGCAAAACCACAGUGCCUGCAACCAGCCCUGCCUCUGUGCCACGCACCAGCCUGACCUCUUUCCUGCCCCUGAGACAACCCACAGCCCACCUGUGACCAACAAAUGCCGCCCAAGCUGCAACUGGAGCAAGUGGUUCGAUGUGGAACUCCCAUCCCCCGGGCCCCAGGGUGGAGAGAAUGAAACCUACAGCAAUAUCCUCAGAAGUGGAGAGAGAAUCUGCCACCGGCCUGAGUACAUCACCCACCUGGAGUGCCGCGCCGAGAGCCACUCUGAGGUCAGCACCGACCAGCUGGGCCAGGUGGUGAAGUGCGACCCCGACGUGGGCCUGGUGUGCCGGAACCAGGACCAGGAGGGCCCGGACAGGGCGUGCCUCAACUACGAGAUCCGUGUGCUGUGCUGUGAGCCCCGAGAAGACUGCACGACCCAGACACCUGUCACACAUCCCAGCACCUGGAGCGUGAGCACCCGCAGCCAUGAGACCACCUCCCAUGUGGCCUCAUCCAGGACAAUCUCUGUGCUGCAAACCAGCCCGACCUCUGGGCCGGGAACCAGCCCAACCUCUCUGCAGGAAACCAGCAGAACCUCCGUGACCCCCCAUGUGACUUCAUCUACCAAUCGGUCACCCCCUCCACAAUCCACUUCCUUGGCGUCUACCGUGAAGUCGCUCAGCUCCCCAGCAUCCUCCCCCUCGACCUGCUAUUGCAACAUUUCCCAGAAAAUCUACCCAGCGGGAUCCACCAUUUACCAACAGACUGACCUCGAUGGCCACUGCUAUUCCGCAGUGUGCAGCCUGGACUGCCACGUGGUCAGGUGGAGCAACGACACCUGCCCCACCAGCGUGUCGCCUCCCGCCCCGUCUACCUCCUCGCCUGGGUCGUCCCCUUCGGCCCCCGUGCCUGACACUAAGCAUGGAUGCUCAAAAUUUGUCCCCCCAAGAACGAAAGGUGAAACCUGGAACACGCCCAACUGCACUCAGACCACCUGUGAGGGCAACAACGUCACCACCGUGCGGCCACGCCAGUGCCCGAAGCAGCAGGAGCCAACCUGUGCCAACGGCUACCCCGCCGUAAAGGUGGUCGACCAGGACGGCUGCUGCCCGCACUACCAGUGCCAGUGUGUGUGCAGCGGCUGGGGUGACCCCCACUACAUCACCUUCGACGGGACCUACUACACCUUCCUGGACAACUGCACGUAUGUGCUGGUGCAGCAGAUCGUGCCUGUGUACGGCCACUUCCGCGUGCUCAUCGACAACUACUUCUGUAACGCCGAGGAUGGGCUGUCCUGCCCGCAGUCCAUCAUUGUCGAGUACCAGCAGGACCGCGUUGUGCUGACCCGCAAGCCAGUCCGCGGGGUGAUGACCAAUGAGAUCAUCUUCAACGGUAAGGUGGUCAGCCCGGGCUUCCAGAAAGACGGCAUCGAAGUCUCUCAGAUCGGCAUCAAGAUGUACGUGAUCAUCCCCGCGAUCGGGGUCCAGGUCAUGUUCUCCGGCCUCAUCUUCUCGGUGGAGGUGCCCUUCAGCAAGUUCGCCAACAACACAGAGGGGCAGUGCGGCACCUGCACCAAUGACCCCAAGGACGAGUGCCGCCUGCCCGGGGGGGAGGUGGUGUCCUCCUGCUCGGAAAUGUCCGGCCACUGGAAGGUGCCAAACCCCGACCAGCCGUACUGCUACGGGCCUCCCCCGACGCCCACAUCCACACCCUCACCUGCCUCUUGCCCGCCUUCGCCAAUCUGCCAGCUGAUUCUGAGCGAGGUCUUCGAGCCAUGCCACUCCGUGAUCUCCCCCAAGCCAUUCUACCAAGGCUGCGUCUUCGACCAGUGUCACGUACCAGACCUGGACGUGGUGUGCUCUGGCCUGGAGCUGUAUGCCUCGCUCUGCGCGUCCCAUGGCGUGUGCAUCGACUGGAGGGGCCAGACCAACCACAUGUGCCCUUUCACCUGCCCUGCCGACAAGGUGUACCGGCCCUGUGGCCCGUCCAACCCCUCCCACUGCUAUGGAAACGACAGCAUCAGCCUCCUGGCCCUUCAGGACACUGGCCCCGUCACGGAAGGCUGCUUCUGCCCAGAGAGCAUGACGCUUUUCAGCACGAGCGUUGAUGUCUGCGUGCCCACUGGCUGCCCUAGAUGCCUGGGGCCCCACGGGGAGCCUGUAGAGCCCGGCCACAACGUCAGCAUCGACUGCCAGGAGUGCACCUGCAACGGGAGCACGUGGAGGAUGAGCUGCCGCAGCCAGCCCUGCCCACCGCCCCCCACCUGCUCCGCACCCGGCCUCGUGCCUGUGCCAGCGGCCCCAGAGGCCGGCCAGUGCUGUCCUCACUACAGCUGUGUCUGCAACAGUAGCCACUGCCCUGCGCCCCUGGACUGUCCUAAAGGGUCCCGUCUGAUCCUGACAUACGAAGAGGGGGCCUGCUGCCCGAGGCAGAACUGCAGCUGGACCGUCUGCAGUGUCAAUGGUACCUUGUACCAGCCCGGCACUGUGGUCUCCUCAAACCUGUGUGAAACCUGCAGGUGUGAGGUGCCCGGCGGCGCCCAGUCGGACACGUUCGUGAUCAGCUGUGAGACCCAGAUCUGCAACACCUACUGCCCCGUGGGCUUCGAGUACCAGGCUCGGAGCGGGCAGUGCUGUGGUGUGUGCGUGCAGGUGGCCUGCUUCAUGAACGCCAGCGACAGCUCUGUCCACCUCUUCUACCCUGGCAAGUCCUGGUCAGACCCUGGCGACCCCUGUGUGACGUAUGAGUGUGAGAAGUACCAGGACGGGCUUGUGGUGGUGACCACAAAGAAGGCGUGCCCUCAACUCACCUGUCCCUCCGACCAGGCUCGGCUGAGCGAGGAUGGCUGCUGCCUCUCCUGUCCCCCGCCCCAACCCCAGACGAGUUUGGCCUGCACUGUCCACGAGAAGCACGAGGUGAUCCAGCAGCAGGGCUGCAACUCCUCGGGGCCCGUGCGCCUUGCCUACUGCCGGGGCAACUGUGGGGACACCACCUCCAUGUACUCCCUGGAGGCCAACGCAGUGGAGCGCAGCUGCAUGUGCUGCCAGGAGCUGCGGGUCUUGCUGAGGAACGUGACCCUGCAUUGCGCCGAUGGCUCCAGCCGGGCCUUCAGCUACCCCCAGGUGGAGGAGUGCGGCUGCGUGGGCCUGCACUGUGACUCCCACGGUGACCGCUCAGAGGAGCUGAGGCCCGUGCAGAGCAGAGCAGAGCAGAGUCAGGAGAGAGAGCAGACGCGCCAGAGAAGAGGGGCCCGGGGGCCUGGGCCCCACCAGUAGACGCCCGGCGCCCUGUCCUCAGGGCCCAGGGUGGCGUCCCUCCUGGACUCACCAACAGGGACGUCCUCUAUUCCCUGUGAUCUCAGCUUCCAAGGCCAGUGGAACCUGAGCCCUCGUCCGGGUGACCUGAGUCUAGGAUGCACUGUCCACCUACCUCUUCCCUCUCCAGGGUCCAGCGGGCCCUGGACAUGCAGUGGCUCUGACCGACUUGCAGCCACCUGCUCGGGACCAGCCUGGGGCAGGCAGGCUCCUCUGGCCGUGGGUCCAGCCUGCUCUUCUAGACUUAAGUACCACGUAAGGGUCUUAUCAAUGAUGGUCACUCGGACAUGGUGAUUGGCUGCUCAGCCGGCCACCAGGAGGCAAAGCCUCCCCUAUCUCGGCCCUGGGCCAGUUUCAUAAAUAUACUUGGAGCAUUUUGCAA